Messenger RNA from Suillus plorans, 1473 nucleotides. Its product is annotated as major facilitator superfamily domain-containing protein. The transcript has 7 exons. The record is from RefSeq and is a predicted model, not a curated record. Bases 1 to 1473 code for a protein of 490 amino acids. Gene Ontology annotation, biological process: transmembrane transport. NCBI's taxonomy places the organism in Eukaryota, Fungi, Basidiomycota, Agaricomycetes, Boletales, Suillaceae. Gene Ontology annotation, molecular function: transmembrane transporter activity.
AUGAUUGCACGGCAGGAUGACGAGGAAACGCCUCUUCUGCAACGAUCAGAGCAGCCAACGACUAAGACACCUCUACCCUGGGAUCAAUUUUCGAUCGUACUGUUCUUGGAGACGUUAGAUCCUCUUUCUUCUCAGACCCUUUCCCCGUUCACUCCCCAACUCAUUAGAGACAUUGGAGUGACUCACGGAGACGAGUCUCAGGUUGGUCGUUAUGUCGGCAUCCUUCAAUCGUCAUACUAUGUAGCUCAUGCACUGACUAUUUUUCAUUGGAGUCAACUGUCCGACCACAUCGGGCGGAAACCUGUAAUACUGAUAGCUCUAUUAGCAAUUUCUGUCUCGAUGUUUUCGUUUGGGUUGUCGAAGACUUUCCUUGAUCUGGUGAUUAGUCGUGUUGUCUGCGGAGCAUUUGAUGCGAGCAAUGGUAUCCUCAAGACCAUGGUGAUGGACAUCACUGACAUGACCAAUAUGCCUGAGGCAUACGGUUAUGUUCCAAUUCCGUGGAUGAUCGCAAACUCAGUUGGACCACUCAUUGGCGGCUCGCUCUCCCGACCAGCAGAUGGAUUCCCUAGCAUCUUUGGGCGAUCAGAACUCCUGAAAACCUACCCAUAUCUCCUACCAUGCUCUAUUCCGGCAUUGUUCGCAUCAACAGCUUGGCUAGUCACGUAUUUCCGUCUUAAAGAGAGCACUUCUACCAGGACAUCACUUUGGGAGCUGAUUAAAGGAGGAUUCCUCGGACAGUCAUACAAACCUCGCCAGCCAUCGAGCAAUGCUAUAGUUGAUCCUGGCGAAGCGGAUCCUGGCGAAGUCCAAUCAAAGCCGCUUUCGCUGCGUGCCUUGCUAACCUCGAAAGUGGUGAACGUAACAGCAAAUUAUGUCACCAUGGCCCUGUUUCAUAUGGCGUUCAAUUCGGUCCUACCUGUUUUCUGUGCGACACCGAUUGAACUUGGUGGUCUUUCCCUUGACCCUCCUCGCAUCGGCGCUUUGCUUGCGGCACAAGGUGUCGUACAUGGCAUAUUUCAGCUACUUUUCUUCGCUCGUUUGCAUGAUCGCUUCGGUGCAAGAGCUAUUCAUAUCGCCGGCGUUACCUCCGGUAUACCCAUCGCCAUUUUAUUUCCAGUGAUCAACGCUCUGGCCCGAGCCCAUGGGAUAGGUAUGGCGGUGUGGCUGUGUGUUGCCGUUCAGCUUGCGCUGUCGAUUAGCCUUAUCAUGUGCUACCCUUCCAUGGCAUUGUUUAUCAGAGCGGCCGCUCCCAACCAUGCUUCGCUCGGAGCAACCAAUGGAAUCGCGCAGAUGGCUGCCUCGGUAGCUAGGAUCGUUGGCCCGGCGUCUGCAGCUUCGGUCUUCUCUUAUUCGAUACAGGAAGGGCAUCAUGCGUGGCUGGUAUACUAUUUCAUGAUCACGAUUGCACUUUUCGCAGUAGGUACUGCUCUAUUCCUGCCUCGUAGUCCUAGUGUGUGGGAAGAUGAUCAAUAA